Nerophis lumbriciformis (worm pipefish) is the source of this 2249-nucleotide messenger RNA. It is a transcript of the gene paip2b, whose product is annotated as poly(A) binding protein interacting protein 2B. Gene Ontology annotation, cellular component: cytoplasm. The record is from RefSeq and is a predicted model, not a curated record. Lineage: Eukaryota; Metazoa; Chordata; Actinopteri; Syngnathiformes; Syngnathidae. Gene Ontology annotation, biological process: negative regulation of translational initiation. Gene Ontology annotation, molecular function: mRNA regulatory element binding translation repressor activity.
CAAUUCAGAAGGGCACCAGAUGGCACAAAACCCUGAACAGUAUGCGAAUUUACGGAGCUAUUGAACGUAACGCGAAUCACGUGACCAGGCCAGUUCUCCACCGUUAGCAAGGUGGCUAACAAGAUUUAGCUCCCUGGCGCACCAUUGCGUUGCUACACGAAAACCCGACGGAAGCAAGGUAGACUCCGCUCGGCGAAAGAACAAAGUUUGUUUGCCACGUCACGCUGCCAGCAGGAUACAGAGAGCACGAUGCCAGAGCCGGCUGAGAUGAGCGGUCCUGAAGUGGCCAAGACACCGGGAGGUGGCGCUCCAGGGAAGGAGGGCAAGGAACCGGUGGCAAAUGGGCAUGCGGGCGAUACCAACGACGCCAACCCUUUUGCCGAAUACAUGUGGAUGGAGAAUGAGGAAGAGUACAAUAGACAGGUGGAAGAGGAGCUGUUGGAGCAGGAGUUCCUGGAGCGCUGCUUCCAGGAAAUGCUAGAGGAGGAGGACCAGCAUUGGUUCAUCCCAUCACGUGACCUCAACAACCAGGGGGUGGAGCAACUGCAGCAGCAGCUCAACGGCCUGUCUGUCGGCGAACACAACAGCAACCUGGAGGAAGUGGCGAGGAAGAGUGUUUUGAAUCCCGAAGCGAAGGAGUUUGUCCCGGGGAAGAAAUACUAGGAGUCCCCCUCACCCCCAUGGAGCCUCCGCACACACACACACCAGUCACCACGUAUUCUCAGAGACUCUGGCGACCAUGAGUGCGCACACUGAUUCUCAUACACACACACACACACACACACACACACACACACACACACACACACACACACACACACACACACACACACACACACACACACACAAUUACAGUACCAUUGUGUGGGCAGGCCCAGCUGGGGGGUGGGGGGAUUUGUUUUUCUGUUUUUUUUUCCUUUUUAUUUCCUGUUUGUUUCUUGUAAACUGAGGGACAUUUGGGAAUGGGGUGGGGGAGGGGUGUAGCACCAGUCCGGCCCAGUGGGCGCUAAGCGCAUCACUGCAUCAUUUCAGACAACACGACAAGGCUUCACAGAGCAGGCGGAAACCCACUGACACCCCCUGGGAACCGAGGCAGCUAUCAUGGAGCGAUGCUUGACUUGACAAACUUAGAACCUCCGCGCCUCCCAAAAAUGUAAAAAAAAAACAACCAAAAACCUUAAUUAAAAAUCAUGUUUCGUCAAAUUGGGAUUAAAAAAAGCCAAGAGGUUUGAAGGCUUUCCAUACCAGCAAGGUUCCAGAGGGGACUUGGUGGUGGCCUCGCUGCUCUGUCCAGCUAUUACAGUCCGAUCCGUUAACGCCUGUGAUAUCAUCACAGCUCCUGUGCAUCCAUAUUUGUAGGAUGUUCAUUUAUCGCAAUAGCUCAGUUCCAAACCAAAUAGUUCAUGAUUCUUGUGACAGGUCAACUCAAAUGUUGCCAAUUGUGGAAAUAUAUAUAUUGUGUCCUCCCAGGAGAGGGGGGAGUGUUUGGUGUGGAACACAGCCAUUGCCAAAUUGUCCAGCAUUACAACCAAGCGUCCAUACUCAUCAGCUUUUAAAUAGCCUCUCCUCUGUUUUCUUUGUUUAUCUUCUCAUGUUUUGAGGAUGUUCUGUGUCUACUGGGUUCAAGUAGCCUGUAAAUUAGGGAGAUGUGUAGGGGCCAUAUUGUCAAAUGCCAGCGUCUACCUGGUUUAACAGCAGUAUGUGGUGAACCUCUGUGCUCCUGUCUGAUGGUUGAUUUGUAAGAAGUUCUCUUGAGCCAUUGUUGAUUUCUGUCUUUGAGAGUCAUAGGAAAAAGUUGGAUGCAGGUGAGGACAUCCAAUCAGUUACAUUGAUUAGUUACCGUUAACAUUUACCUUGAUGGCGUCAAGUUCAUAUUGAUGCAGGUAAGGACAUCCAAUCCGUUACAUUGAUUAGUUACCGUUAACAUCUACUUUGAGGGCGUCAAGUUCAUAUUUGAGCACUUUAGGAGAAGAGUUUAAUCCAAUCUAGUUUGCGCAGCUCGUCUGUUCGUAUUUUUUCUUUCCCAGCGACGGACUCGGCUCACUGUAGAACUUCCUUGUGUGCCCCCCUCCCUCGGUGAAGCUAAUGGAUUGUCCGCCAGGUGGAUUGUGCAACAUCAGUCUUGGUGAUUUUUGUUUUGAGUUAGAAGACAGAAGCAGUAAAAAAAAAAUAAAGAGGUCCAGAAGACACAGAGUAUGCAUUAUCAACAAAAGUCCUGAAAAAAGAUGAAUAAAGAUGCUAAAGACAAA